UUUUUUCCCGAUUCGAUGAACACAGUCAACUCUUUUUUAAUCGUUUCUGCUCUUGUUUUAGUGUCGAUAAGUGUCACUGAAUGUCGAGAUCCUUUCAAUGUCUUGAUGUCCCCGAACUUAGUCGGUGGAAAGGUCCCUACUUUAUUCGAUGUCGGGUUAUAUAUCGGUGCGAUCAAAGGCUCAGGUCCGAGCGGUCCUGGUGAGGGACACAAGCAGACCCUCGGUGGCAUUAAGAACUCCGGUCCGAACCCUGGUGUGGGACAUAAGUUAACUAACGCUUUCGAACUCGGGGGAAUAAAGAAUUCUGGUCCCAGCAAUGGUGGUGAGGGACACGAGUUCCACGAUAGUCGAACCUUGGGUGGCAUUAAGAACUCGGGUCAGAGCCCUGGUGAGGGACAUAGCUCGAUCCUCGGCGGCAUUAAGAACUCGGGUUCGAACAGGGUGACUGUUAGCAUCAACCUUGGAGGCAUAAAGGAUUCUGGUCCGAGCCCCGGUGUGGGGAACAAGUUCACUGAUAGUCGAACUCGAACCCAUGGAGACAUCAAGGACUCCGGUCCAAGCCCUGGUGUGGGAAAUUGAGGGCUCUUGUCCGCGCCAUGGUUCGAGCCGAACACCGGGAGAUAACAAUGUUUCUGGUGCGAGGCUUGGUAAAACAGAGUAGGGUUAUCAUGCUUACAGGUAGCAGUAUACAUUUAGCAACAAAGAUUUGUUUUGUAUUAUAAAUUCAUUUAUUUAGUUCAUUAUCAUUAAUUUUUUU
Molecule: messenger RNA, 757 nt
Organism: Hibiscus syriacus
Lineage: Eukaryota; Viridiplantae; Streptophyta; Magnoliopsida; Malvales; Malvaceae
Exons: 1
Coding region: 16-579 (187 amino acids)
Biological process (GO): regulation of developmental process; innate immune response
Source: RefSeq, a predicted model, not a curated record